AUGUUUUCUAAAUAUUAUAUUCUGGUAGCUUUAACAGGUUUAUUAUGUCAAUUGGCGACAGCAGUUGAUAUUAGGUUUAAUGAGUUCCACGAAGGUUCCAAAGAAUAUAAUGAUCCCUACGAUAUAGAAAAAGAUGUAACUUUUGCAAUUAGCAAAGGUAAUAAAGUCGGUUUCCAUAAAAAUAUGCAUAAUAAAGGUCGCUUCUGUUGUGGUUCCCAUCAUGUUCAUUUCGGCAGUGGUGAAUUACACAACGAUGGGGAUAUGAUUAUACACAAUCCUGGACCAGCUUCAGAUGCUAAUGUCAAUUUCACUUUGAACAGUUUGUCCAAUUCAGGUCUAUUGUCUAUCCAAAAUACUUAUGAAUCUAAUUCAAUCGGUCAAUUAUUUGCUAAGGAUUCUUUUAUUAAUAGCGGUAUCAUAUAUAUGGAAACUGUUAAGCAACAUGUCAAAGUUCACACUUCUUCCUCUUAUAUUAAUAAUAAAGGGACGAUGAUUUUCAAUGGAGGUAAUUAUUCUCUCCAAUCAUCCAUUAAAGGUCAUGGUUGUAUUGCGUUGCAAGGACACCAUCACAUAUAUAUCGACAUGAAAUAUAAUUACGAACAAACAUUUUACUGUGAUGAUAAUGAGAAGGAAUUGCAUUUUCUUGGCUCACCAUCCUCAAGUUCAUCCCCUCUGAUAUUGCAUGGGUUUUCAAACCAACAUUCAAUGUAUUUCCACGGUUCUGAAACAGCUAAAACACAUAGAUUAGUUACUAGUUAUAACUCCCUAACUGGUUAUAUGUCUGUUAUAACAAAACCCAUAAAAGGUAAAUCUUCGCCGGUUGAAAGAAGAAUAUUCAUCGGGCUUGGUUACGAACAUAAAUACUUUAGUUUCGAAUUCACAAAAUACAAUGGUCAUAACUGUAUUCAUGGUAAUUACCAUAAACCUUGCCCACAUCCAACAAGGCCACCUGUUUGUCACUUCCCACCACCAAACCAUGGACAUCAUUGUCCAGGUCACCACCCGAACCCUCCUUGUACAUCCAGGAAACCAUCAUCAUCAUCAUCAACAAUCUCGUCUACACUAAUUUUCUCAUCCUCCGUGUCAUCCGAAAUGUCUAGUUCUGUUGAAAUUAGUAGCACGUUUGCUAGCCAUUCCUCUGGUUCCCAUAUACAACCAUCGAGUAGUGGAUCGGUUAGCAUUCAUUCUAGCUCCUUCCCGGCUUCCAGCAGUGAAUCCAUGAUUUCCAGUUCAUUUGUUUCCUCUGUCUCGCACUCCAGCUCUGUUACUGUUCCAUCUUCUGCUUCUCACAGUGAAUCGAUGGUUUCCAUGCCACCUGCAUCUUCUGUGUCACACUUCAACUCUGUUACUGUUCCAUCUUCUGUUUGCCACAGUGAAUCGAUGAUUUCCAGUUCAGUUGUUUCCUCUGAAUCUCAAUCCAGCUCUGUUACUGUUCCAUCUUCUGUUUCUCACAGCGAAUCGAUGGUUUCCAGUUCAUUUGUUUCCUCUGUCUCGCACUCCAGCUCUGUUACUGUUCCAUCUUCUGCUUCUCACAGUGAAUCGAUGGUUUCCAUGCCACCUGCAUCUUCUGCGUCACACUCCAGCUCUGUUACUGUUCCAUCUUCUGCUUCUCACAGUGAAUCGAUGGUUUCCAUGCCACCUGCAUCUUCUGUGUCACACUCCAGCUCUGUUACUGUUCCAUCUUCUGCUUCUCACAGCGAAUCGAUGGUUUCCAUGCCACCUGCAUCUUCUGUGUCACACUCCAGCUCUGUUACUGUUCCAUCUUCUGUUUCUCACAGCGAAUCGAUGGUUUCCAGUUCAUUUGUUUCCUCUGUCUCGCACUCCAGCUCUGUUACUGUUCCACCUUCUGUUUGCCACAGUGAAUCGAUUAUUUCCAGUUCAGUUGUUUCCUCUGAAUCUCAAUCCAGCUCUGUUACUGUUCCAUCUUCUGUUUCUCACAGCGAAUCGAUGAUUUCCAGUUCAGUUGUUUCCUCUGAAUCUCAAUCCAGCUCUGUUACUGUUCCAUCUUCUGCUUCUCACAGUGAAUCGAUGGUUUCCAUGCCACCUGCAUCUUCUGUGUCACACUCCAGCUCUGUUACUGUUCCAUCUUCUGCUUCUCACAGCGAAUCGAUUAUUUCCAGUUCAGUUGUUUCGUCUGUCUCGCACUUCAAUUCUGUUACUGUUCCAUCUUCUGUUUCUCACAGCGAAUCGAUGGUUUCCAGUUCAGCUGCUUCCUCUGAAUCUCAAUUCAGCUCCAGCUCCAUACCAUAUGCAUCUUCUGUGUCACACUCCAGCGCUGCUACAGUGCCAUCUUCUGUUUCUCACAGUGAAUUGAUGAUUUCAAGCUCAGCUACUUCUUCUGAAACUCAAUCCAGAUCUAGCUUUACCUCAAUGGCAAGGCCAAGUACUGUUCCAUCCAAUACUGGGUCCAGUCAAUCGUCUAGUGUGGAGUCAAUAAGUCCCUCAUCUCGUUCCACCAUUAUUAUUUCAAGGUCGUCGAGAAGUAGGUCAGUAGUUAGUUCGACAGUAUCAUCAGCAUCUACUUCAUCAACAUCAACAUUUGAACACUCAAAACCAUCGUCCAUUGGAUUUGUACCUGGCACAAGCUCUUUGGAGCCUUCUAGUAGUCAUACAAAGAAUACUAUUUGUUCUGCAUCUAUUUUCAUUGAUUGUGGUGGUACAACAUUUACUACUUUCUUCCAAUAUGCGACGGUUACUGUCACGGAGACAAUGUAUAAAUGA
Molecule: messenger RNA, 2721 nt
Organism: Naumovozyma dairenensis CBS 421
Lineage: Eukaryota; Fungi; Ascomycota; Saccharomycetes; Saccharomycetales; Saccharomycetaceae
Exons: 1
Coding region: 1-2721 (906 amino acids)
Source: RefSeq, a predicted model, not a curated record